AUGAACUACUGAAAAACAUGCUUACGACUACUACCGAUUCGCCUCAACAUAAAAGAAUUCUUCGAAUGUGGAAUAACAGCAAGGACGAUUCUUCGUCAUAUAAUAUUCACCGAACGUAUAAAUCAAACGAAGAUAUUAUAAAAAUAAAAAAAGCAAAGGAGAUACAUUUGGAAUUAAUCAAAUGUGCUAGGUAUACAAACGAUGUAUAUGGCAUACAUAGUUUAAUAUCUGUACCUACAGCUUUUAUUUUUAUCACUACUCUGGGUUACAAUUUUGUCUUGUAUGCGCAAGAACUAUAA
This is a messenger RNA of Vespa mandarinia (Asian giant hornet), 299 nucleotides long. RefSeq lists its product as uncharacterized. The record is from RefSeq and is a predicted model, not a curated record. NCBI's taxonomy places the organism in Eukaryota, Metazoa, Arthropoda, Insecta, Hymenoptera, Vespidae. Gene Ontology annotation, cellular component: axon; membrane; neuronal cell body. Gene Ontology annotation, biological process: male courtship behavior; chemosensory behavior; sensory perception of taste.